Messenger RNA from Funneliformis caledonium, 167 nucleotides. NCBI's taxonomy places the organism in Eukaryota, Fungi, Glomeromycota, Glomeromycetes, Glomerales, Glomeraceae. The record is from the annotation of a GenBank genome assembly.
AAUAUUCAACUUGUGUUAACCUGUAAAGAAUGGCCUAAUAUCGCAAAAUAUCCAUACACUAAAACUGAGUGGUUAAUUUACCAGUUUGGAAAUGAAGAAUCUUUUCUUAAAGGAGAAAUCAUGGAAAUUGAAAAGAGUUUCGUCCCGUUUCCACCUAGAUCAAAGGA